Molecule: messenger RNA, 3197 nt
Organism: Chelonus insularis
Lineage: Eukaryota; Metazoa; Arthropoda; Insecta; Hymenoptera; Braconidae
Product: synaptic vesicle glycoprotein 2B-like
Exons: 5
Coding region: 552-2786 (744 amino acids)
Biological process (GO): transmembrane transport
Cellular component (GO): membrane
Molecular function (GO): transmembrane transporter activity
Source: RefSeq, a predicted model, not a curated record
GGGUUGGCCAAUGUAUGACUAUUGGUUAGUAGUAUCCUAGUCACGCAACGGCAGCACCACUAGCAUCAUCAAUAGUACAAAACUCAAGCUUCAAAUCGAUACAAUAUACAAAUAUUUUUCCGUUGUAUUGUCUCAUUACGUAUUUUAUCACGAAAAUGUUCAUUACUUUAUAAAACUAAUAAGAAAAUCUAAAAAUAGUUCAGAAAUAUUUUAUAAUAUUAACAUUGUUCUCAAUUAAUGGUUGUAAAAGAUAAAGAAAUGUUAAUUUAAUUAGAGUUAAUUGUAAUAAUUACUGUGAAUUUUAUCGAAAAGUGAUCAAGUAAUUUUUUCUCGUGAUAACGAUUGACUAAAAAAAUUAUUAAUACAUGUUAUAAAUUAUAUGACGUGAUUAUUUAAUCAAGGAAUAAAAUAAGAAUAAAAAUAUGAUUAAUUUUAAUUAGUAAAUAUUUUUAAAAUAUCUAUAAUAUCGAGUCGAUUAUUGAAUAUCUUUUGUAUUUAAGUAAUAUUUGAUGAGUAUUCAAUUCAAAAUGUGAGUAUGACCAGUAAGCGUAAUGUCCUCGGCAAAGGGAGGAGAGGAAGAAAGUCUGUCAUUUUUCGGCAGCAGAAAAAAAAAAUUAUCUAUAAUCUUAAUGGAAGACAAAGCUAUUUUACAGUCUGGUGAUCGAAUUAACAAGACUCAUGUUAGAGUGCCUCUUUACACUGAAGAAAUGUCAAUUAAUCACCAAGCUAAUAAAAUCAUGGCGUCAACAAUACCCUCAACCACUACAGCCACAACAACAAAUUCAAUAACAACUAUCGCUUUAACAACUACGACGACGACAACAACAGCAACCACAACGACAACAUCUACCCCUGCUGCUGAUAGUGGUGGUGGUGGUGGUGGUGGUGGUGGUGUAACUUUCAAUGAUACUGCUGAGUAUGAUUUAAUAGAUUCUAAUGCGGAUGCUAAUCUUCUUGGACAAUUUCAUGAAGAUGCUGUGAAACAGGCUGGUGUUGGAUACUUCCAAAUAUUAACUGCUUUUUACGUGGGUCUAAGUUUAGCUGCAGACACAGUUGAAUUUUUUGUCGUUCCAUACAUUCUACCAUCUGCUGAAGUUGAAUUAUGUAUAAAAGAUAAUGAAAAAGGAUGGUUAGCCAAAAUUACAUUAGUCGGUCUCGCUGUAGGAGGCAUUGCUUGGGGUGUACUGGGUGAUCACAUUGGAAGACGUCGAGCUUUACUGUCUGCCAUGUCUGUUCAUGUACUUUUCAGUGGAGUUGCUACUUUUAUGCCAACAUACGGCACAUUUAUGACUGCAAGAUUUAUUUCUGCUAUUGGAGUCGGCGGUAGCGUUCCUCUAGCUUUUGUUUAUUUAACUGAAUGUUGCCCUCGGGAAAGUAGAGCUAAAUGGACGGGGAUAUUAAUUGGAGCUGGAGCGUUAGGAGGAAUUUAUGCAGCCCUUUUAGCGUGGGCAGUUGUUCCAACAACUGGAGAAAUGGUCGUUUUAGAAAACAAAGAACAUUUUAGUGCUUGGCAUCGGUUUCUUCUUCUUUGUGGUCUUCCAGCAAUUGUUGCUACUGUCGGCCUGAUUUUUUUACCAGAAAGCCCACGAUAUUUAAUUGAAGCUGGUCAUGAUGUUGAAGCAAUGAUGGUUUAUCAAAGAAUAUACAAAAGUAAUAAUGCUAAAAAAAAUAUAUCUGCAAGUCAGUAUCAAUUGUCCGAAUUAGAAUUACCAACUAAACGCCCUCGAGGUUCACAUCAUCGAGGACCUUCAUCAUCUUCAUCAUCGCCAUCAUCAUCAAAUCACCAUCAUCAUCACUACCAUCAUACUUCUAGCGUUCUUGCCGACAUUAUUUACUCAAUAGAAAUAUUAUUAAAUUCAUUUAUCAAACUCUUUUCAGUCCCUUAUCUACGGGUAACCAUUAGCCUUAUUAUUAUUUGGUCUAGUGUUGCUUUUGGCCUUUAUGGACUAAUUCAUUGGUGUCCUGAAUAUCUAAAAGGCAUCAAAGCAAUGGAAUAUCAACAACAAACAAUUAAAUUAAAUAAUAAAGAAUAUUUUAAUCAAACUUUCACGGUCUCUUUUGAGAAUCGUAGGUACAAAAAUUCCAAAUUUAUUAAUUGUAAAUUUACCAAAAUGGUUUUUAGUCAUGUUAAUUUUGAUAAUUGUACUUUUCAAUCGGUCGAAUUUAUAAGUAUCAAAUCAAGUAAGACAUAUUUCACUGAUAGUACUAUUGUAGACUCAACUUUUCUUGAUACAGAUUUAUCUGCUCAAGUUUUUACACGAUGUAUUUUGACAAAUAACACCGAAUUAAGUUUGAGUAGUUCUUGUCCAACUUUAGAUCUUGAUUAUAAUAUUUACAUUGAAGAAGCUCUACAUAGUCAUUUAGUUGCUCAACUUGCUUUUAUCCCUGCAGCUGCCUUUGCUGGUUUUACACUAAAUAUUUUCCAGCCAUCCAAACUUAUUGGUGUUUCCCUUUUUAUUUCAUCAAUUAUUGCCCUUUGUUUGAUGUUAGUCAAUAAUAAUGGACUAGCUGUUUUAGGAUUUGAAGGAGGAUUUUUUGUUAUAUUUGCGAUUGCUUGGACAUCAUUGACUCUUGUAAACAUUGAAAGUUUUCCAACACAUUUACGGUGUACUGCAUUUGGAUUGAUGGCUGUUGCAAUAAGAAUCAGUGGGCUGAUAGGCACAGCUACUUAUGAAACAAUAGUCAAUACUCCUCUAGUAGUCCCUUCUUUAAUUACUGCUUUUUCAUUACUUAUCGCAAGUAUAACAACUCUUUAUUUACCAAAUCCAAACACUCUUUACUUAUAAGUGUAAUUUUUUAGUACAAAUCACAGCAAAUAUUUUAUCAAUGAAUAAUCAUUGUGACUAUAACAAGAAUCUACUCAAAGUAAUAUUUUUUAAUUCCGUUUACUCAGAGAUUAAGAUUAUGAGAUCAAAGUUUUACUUUCAAUUCAGUUUAUAUUUUAGAUUUCUUUUUUUGUUCAAUUUUUUUCAUACGUUUUUACUAUUUUAACCAUAUAAUUACACUAAGAGCGAUACUAAAAAUUAUCAUUACAAUAAUAACAAUAAUAAUAAUAAUGAUAUAAAAGAUGAUAACGGUCAUGAAACAGUCAAAGCGCGCACACAGGCUGUGGAACAAAUAUUCCCUUUCCUCAUUCUUUAUAUUGACUGAUACUUGUAGCUAAAUUUUUUACACAAAAAUAUUUAUUAAAAUAAAAA